Messenger RNA from Mangifera indica (mango), 1143 nucleotides. Its product is annotated as probable LRR receptor-like serine/threonine-protein kinase At1g56130. NCBI's taxonomy places the organism in Eukaryota, Viridiplantae, Streptophyta, Magnoliopsida, Sapindales, Anacardiaceae. The transcript has 9 exons. The coding region runs from base 211 to 705 and encodes 164 amino acids. The record is from RefSeq and is a predicted model, not a curated record.
UCUACCAGAGGAUAUGAAUCGUCCCAACUCUUUGAGGGAAGUAAUAAUUAAAGGCUGUCCUAAACUGAGGGAAGGAUGCAAACCAGAAACAGGUGAAGAUUAGUCCAAGUUUUCUCAUAUCCCAAACAUUCAACUUCACAGAGAGAUUAUCAAGUCAAACGAAAAUUAGGAGGGGUUAUUCAUUUUAGUUCUUCAAUGUAUUAAGCAUUGAUGUGGAAUCUAUUGUCUUCAUGUUUUUCAGGAUUAGAUGACAGGGUGUUGAUAUUUGUGAUGCAAAACAAUGUCUUUAUGAUUGCCAGUAAUGUCCUUGAAUUGAGCUGUCUUCAAAGAAACCUGGCCUAUCCCUCUGGAUAUCUUAGAAAUGUCGUGAUCAGUGUUAGCAUGCCAUCUGACAUCGAAGAAUAUAAAAAGUUUAUAGACAAUGGAUUUGGUUUUCAACAACUUAAUUGUCAAAGCCCAAGUGCUUUGUUCAGAAUUGAUACUCUUACUUCCAGGUUUCUUGGAAACAAUGGCCGAUCAGGAACCAUUCCUCAGCAAAAGGCUGUAUAUCCUAAAAACAUGAAUCUAGCGGCCAGCAAUUUCAUUUUUGAUAGCUCAAACAUCUGUAUUCUCCCCGGAUUGAAUUGUCUGCUGAGAAAUUUCCCCUGCAGUAAGAAUGCUCCGUGUUGCAAUCAACAGAUUCAACACACAUGUUCAAAAUGCUAGCUCACAAGUGACUGGCACUGUAGCCCCAAAGCUUUAUCAGUCUUCAAGGCAAUCCCCUGAAUCACUUAGAUAUUAUGGACUUUGUCUGGAAAAUGGACCUUACAAUGUAAGCUUCUCCUUUGUUGAGGCAACCUUCUUGGUGAUCAAGGCUCACAAACAUGGAAGAGUCUUGCAAGGCUUGUUUUUACUAUCUAUGUUCAGGGAACUCUCCAAUUAAUAAAAAUUUGGCAUAUCAAAAGAAGCAGGCGGAAAUAGGAGAGCACUUGCCAAAGAAAUGUAAUGUUAAUGUAUCUGAAAAGUAUCCUGAAAUCCAUCUUUCUGGUUGGUAAAGGGACUUGUUGCAUCUUAGUAUCAUUCCAAGUACAUUAUGUGAUUCCUUUGGACAUUAUAUGCUUUAAGAUGAGUUAAUGACAAAUAUACAUUAUAUGUUUUCUGAUA